Recurvomyces mirabilis is the source of this 1425-nucleotide messenger RNA. RefSeq lists its product as uncharacterized. The record is from RefSeq and is a predicted model, not a curated record. The transcript has 3 exons. Bases 1 to 1425 code for a protein of 474 amino acids. Gene Ontology annotation, cellular component: nucleus; cytoplasm. Lineage: Eukaryota; Fungi; Ascomycota; Dothideomycetes; Mycosphaerellales; Teratosphaeriaceae.
AUGACCGACUCACCAGCUUACCGCUUCCCUCUCGAUGCCCAAGAACAACCGAUCCUCGACCGCAUCCUGAACAUCCGCGACAACCUCAGCCUGCUAAAACAAGAUCGAAGCACCCACAUCAAAUCCCAAGAUGUCGUGCAAUACUACAACGAAGUAAUGGAGCAAGUCGACAAACUAAAUGCGAUCCGCGAGACCAAACGCGACGAACAAAACCGUGUCGACACCGUGCUAGACGACUGCUUCCAGCUCAUCUCCCUCUUCUUCCUCACCAUCGGCCGCAACUCGGAAGCUCCCGCCGUCUACAGCGCUAUUAGUACUGUGAAACGGCUACUGGAUCAUCUGAAGGAGGCGGGCUUCUACAGCCAGAAGGAUCUGGAGAGUAUUAACCAGCACAUUCAGCAAUGGCGGGCGAGUGUGCGGCGGGGCAAGGAUACCUUUAGCGAUUCCUUACUGACGCUGUUGGAUGCGAGGAUCGAUGUCUGUGUGCACAUUCUGCAUGAGUUGCAAAAUCAUUUGAGUCGGUUGGAUCCGGAGAUGAUGGGGACGUAUGAGAAGUUGGUUAGCAUACUCAGGUCGCUGUCGGCUUGUAAUACGCGGUCGAAGUUCCCAUCGAGAGAGGUCAAGGAGUUCGAACAGCAAUUGUUGGAAAUUCAGGAACAGCUCCAUGAGUCCAAGAUCACAUACGAAGGCAAGACCGCCGAGCAGGUGUACGCGGAACGCUUAGGACAAAUGAGCUUGACCGAAGGCGAAGUAUCAGAUGGUCCGACUGUUGUCCGCGCACUCCUCGCAAGAUGUCUCCUCUGGGUCGAGAUCAUCCAGGAGAAAAACGGCAAGAUCGACGACCGCUUCCAAGAAACCUACGACAAGCUCCUCAAGAUCCGCAACACCCUCGAACAAAUGAACCUCACCCACGCCUGGUCCCUCCGCGAAACAGACCUCUACUCCUACCAACGCCAACUCGACCGCAUAGACGCCGCUCGCAUAUCCGGAAACUUCCUCGAUGCCGAAGGCCGUCCCGCUGAUCUCCAUGCGCAACGCACACUCCUCUACCUCAUGCGCAAGAGCUACGCCUACGUCUACCAAUACAUCGUCUCCUCGGAACCCGUGUCGGAAGCCUUACUCCCGAUCUACAACCAGCUCCUCACGUUGAAAAGAUGUCUAGUCGAGGUCAAGAGGUCCGGGGGCGUGGAUUCCCCACGCGAAUUGUAUCCGUAUUCGAUGAAGUUGAAUAGUAUUGAUAAUAUGAAGAAAGAUGGGAAGUUCAUGGUUGGGAAUGAUAUCCCCGAGGGCCAGGCGAGCGUGACGGCGUUGUUGGCCGAGUGUUUUGAGUUGGCUUAUGAGUUGAGGGAGGAGAGUCAGAGCCAUGAGGAGGAAGAGGCGGGUGGGAAGGUGGAGGGGGUCAAUGGAGUGCAGGUGGCUGGGUAG